CUUGGGUGUGGUUACUCCGCCCACGACAUCACAGCUCAUAAAAUGCAAGGCCCAAGGAAGUAACCUCAGUCAUUCCCGUCCAUAUCUCUCCAAAUCAAAACAAUAUUUGCAGCAAAGGAUUUAGCAAAGCUCCCUCUACGCCAUGUCUCUCAAAGAAAUGAUAGAGUUUUGGAAGAAGGGGGUUGACGAGGCUCAGCAGGGCCGACAUUCAGAGGCGAUAAAAUCCUUCCUAGACAUGCCAGAGCCGGGGGCUAGGAUCUACUUUAACAUUGCAAACAUGUACGUGUGUCUGGGGAACAUUGAAGAAGCAGAAAAGAGUUUAAAUGUUUGUGUCAAGAAAGACCCCAAUCUUGCUAUUGGUUAUUUCCAAAGAGGAUGUCUUCACAUUGUGAACAAAAAGUAUAGAGAGGCCAUUUGUGAUUUUGAUUUAGCAAUAAAGAACUUAAGAGGAAACCUACUGAUAGACUACAAGCAGCUGGGACUCAUUUAUAAACUAUACACUGCAGAAGUGUUGUAUAACAAAGCUUACUGUCUGUGGCAGAUCAAUGAGAGGUCAGAGUCUAAGCGUCUCUUGAAUGAAGCACUCGCAAGUGCAGCUGAAUGUUCUGAGUCUCGCCACAGAGUCGUAUCAACUGCUUUGGAUCAGAUCAAAAGAGGUGAAGAUUUCUUGCCUUAUCGCCUUCCAAAGACGGCCCAGGUAUUUGUGCCUCCGAGAUCAAAGACAGACGUUGUGAAUAAUAUUGACUUCCUUGGAAAGGCAAAGGUUGUGUCAUCAGUUGUUGAUCAAGAUGACUUCACUGGUUUCGUAGGAGCACAGAAGAACAAGGAGUCAAGAUCCCCUAGCCCAGCCGUCAGAAAAGACCUUCCUCCUCAUUCUUCAAUCACGAGGAGCAAAUCCAGUGAGCCACCACCAAAACCAAACCCACCAACCACAAGGAAAUACAGCCCGCCUUCUGCUAAAGAUGCAAAGAUGCGGCCACCUAAGCCCAGUAUGGCCCCGCCCUCUUUCCGACACCCAAGUCGUUCUCCAAAUCUUUCUCCAAGUUCCGAACACUCACCAACCAAUUCUCGUUCCCCCUCCCCCUAUGGUGCUAGUGCCAUGACUAUUAAAGUCCAUUACACGACUACUAGAGCUAUUCGUGUGGCUAGUAGCAUUAGUUAUCAGAAACUGGUUCAUCUUAUAUGCAGGAAGUUCGAUAAAUCUGAUAACAGUAUCACGUUAUGGUAUAAAUGCAGUGAUACAGGUGAUCGUAUACAGCUAACAGAUGAGAAGACACUGGUAUCAGCUUGUAAAGUACUGGAGGAUGGGAACAGACUCACUCUAUGGGCUUAUGAUGCUACUGAUACUCCAGCU
This is a messenger RNA of Amphimedon queenslandica, 1354 nucleotides long. RefSeq names its product neutrophil cytosol factor 2-like. The annotation marks the transcript as partial. Lineage: Eukaryota; Metazoa; Porifera; Demospongiae; Haplosclerida; Niphatidae. Gene Ontology annotation, molecular function: superoxide-generating NADPH oxidase activator activity; protein binding. The transcript has 8 exons. Gene Ontology annotation, biological process: superoxide anion generation. The record is from RefSeq and is a predicted model, not a curated record.